AUGGCAAAAACAAAAUCUAAAAAGUCGAAAUCGACUGCAGCCGAUUCGUUGCAACUAACAGCCGAUGCACAAAAAGAAUAUAAAAUUACCCUACAAGAAUUAGAAUUAUUAAUGCAAACGAGAGGACGUGAAGGAAUGGAAAUAUUACAAAAUGCACAUGGAGGAAUACAAGGAGUUGGAGAAAAGUUAAAAACAAAUAUUAUUUCUGGUUUGAGCGGUGAUCCAGAUGACAUAACAAAACGUGAACAAGCAUUUGGUCGUAAUGAAAUUCCUCCAAAACCACCCAAAACAUUUUUUCGUUUAAUGUUUGAAGCAAUUCAAGAUGUAACAUUAAUUAUUUUAAUUAUAUGUGCCGUUAUUUCAUUUGGACUUUCAUUUUAUCAUCCAGAUUCAGAUUCCUUUGAAGAAGAUUCAAAACAAAAAGAAGCAAAUGUUGAAUGGAUUGAAGGUGCAGCAAUUAUUAUCGCCGUCGUUGUUGUUGUAUUAGUAACUGCAUUUAACGAUUGGACGAAAGAACGACAGUUUAGAGGAUUACAAUCAAAAAUUGAAUCAGAUCAAACAUUUAAUGUACUGAGAAAUAAUGCCCCUGUACAACUACCAAUUAAAGAAAUUGUCGUCGGUGAUAUUUGUCAGGUCAAAUAUGGUGAUCUAUUGCCGGCUGAUGGUGUUGUUGUUCAAUCGAAUGAUUUGAAAGUCGACGAAUCAUCAUUAACAGGAGAAUCAGAUUUAAUGAAAAAACAUGAAUCAAAAGAUCCAUUUUUAUUAUCCGGUACACAUAUCAUGGAAGGUAGUGGUAAAAUGUUAGUAUUAGCUGUUGGUGAACAUAGUCAAACAGGAAUAAUCUUUAAAUUAUUGGGAGCAACGAAAGAUGAGAGCGAGGAAAAGAAACCGGAGAAAAAGAAAAAAGAUACAGAAGAUACACUUGGUAAUCAUGAAUUACAAGAUGUAGUAGCUCAAACAGAUGCAGAGCAACCUGACGAAGAGAGCGGAUUUAAAGUUAAAGAAAGAUCUAUUUUACAAGCAAAAUUAACCAAAUUAGCCAUACAAAUUGGAUAUGCUGGCAUGACAAUUGCCAUAUUAACCGUACUUGUAUUAUUUAUUCGUUUUUCAAUCGAAGAAUUUGCCCAGAAACAUCGAAAAUGGGAUAAUAGAUAUUGGAAUCGUUUUGUGAGAUAUUUCAUUACGGGUAUUACAGUGUUAGUCGUUGCCGUACCUGAAGGCUUACCGCUGGCUGUCACAAUAUCAUUAGCCUACGCUGUCAAGAAAAUGAUGCACGAUAAUAAUUUGGUUAGACAUCUGGAUGCAUGUGAAACAAUGGGAAACGCUACAGCCAUAUGUUCAGAUAAAACGGGAACAUUGACAACAAAUCGUAUGACAGUUGUACAAGUAUAUGUGGGUGAAAACCCUUAUAAAGAAGAAAGAGUUAAAAGUAUUCCUUUACCAGAUAAAACACGCGAAAUUAUUAUAGAAGGCAUUUCUGUCAACAGUGGCUAUUCAUCAGAAUUGUUGCCUCCAUCGGAGAGAGAUACAUUACCAAAACAAGUUGGUAAUAAAACUGAAUGUGCUCUGCUGGGUUUUGUGCUCAACUGUGGUGGAUCAUAUGAUGCAAUUCGAGCCCGCUAUCCAGUAGAAAGUUUUGUGCAUGUUUACACUUUUAACUCCGUGAGAAAAAAUAUGUCAACAGUUAUACAACGAGAUGAUGGAACAAUAAGAAUGUAUACCAAGGGAGCAUCAGAAAUUGUAUUGAAAAAAUGUAAAUAUAUUUUGAAUCGUAAUGGUGAACCAAUACCAUUUUCAACGGUUGACUAUGAUCGUCUUCUUCAAACGGUUAUUGAACCAAUGGCUUGUGAUGGACUAAGAACAAUCUGUGUUGCAUUUAAAGAUCACAUACCAGGAAAAUUACCUGAUUGGGAUAAUGAAGUAAGUGUGGUGGAUGGCUUAACGUGUAUUUGCAUUUGUGGAAUCGAAGAUCCAGUUAGACCAGAAGUAACAGCAGCUAUCGCUAAAUGUAAAAAUGCUGGUAUAACUGUACGUAUGGUUACGGGAGACAAUGUGAAUACAGCUCGAUCAAUAGCAUUGAAAUGUGGCAUCAUUACAGCCAAGGAUAAUUUCUUAGUUUUGGAAGGAAAAGAAUUUAACAGAAGAAUUAGACAAAAACAAGAUGGAAAAGUUGAUCAAGCUCUAUUUGAUAAAGUGUGGCCCAAUUUACGUGUAUUAGCUCGAUCGUCGCCACAAGAUAAAUAUGUCCUUGUGAGCGGAAUAAUUGCAUCAAAAAUAAAUCCAUCACGAGAAGUUGUAGCCGUGACGGGAGAUGGAACAAAUGAUGGACCAGCGUUGAAAAAAGCCGAUGUUGGAUUUGCUAUGGGUAUUCAAGGUACAGAUGUGGCAAAAGAAGCAUCGGAUAUUAUAUUAGUCGAUGAUAAUUUUAAUUCCAUUGUCAAAGCCGUUAUGUGGGGACGAAAUGUGUAUGACUCGAUAGCGAAAUUUUUACAAUUUCAAUUAACUGUCAAUGUUGUCGCCGUAUUUUGUGCAUUUAUUGGUGCAUGUAUUGUUAAAGAAUCUCCGUUAAGAGCCGUACAAAUGUUAUGGGUUAAUUUAAUUAUGGACACAUUAGCUUCUCUGGCAUUAGCUACAGAAGUACCAACCGAAGAUUUAUUAACGAGAAAACCGUACGGUAGAACACGACCAUUAAUAUCUCGAACAAUGAUGAAAAAUAUUCUUGGGCAUGCUGUUUAUCAAUUGAUUGUCAUGUUAUUUAUACUUUUUGCCGGCCCGAGUAUAUUUGAUAUGGAUGAUGGUCGACCAGUCGAUGGUGUUUAUAAACCCUCGCAACAUUUCACGAUGAUAUUUAAUGUUUUCGUACUAAUGACAUUAUUCAAUGAAAUCAAUUGUAGAAAAAUUCAUGGUGAAAAAAACGUAUUUCGAGGAUUCUUUACAAAUCCAAUAUUUUAUGGUAUUUGGAUAGUGACAUUUGUCGUUCAAAUUGUACUCGUUCAAUUUGGAUCAAUUGCGUUCUCUUGUGUAGCAUUAAGCUUAGAUCAAUGGAUGUGGUGUUUCUUAUUUGGAGUGACAGUACUGCUAUGGAAUCAAAUCGUUAAUUUAAUCCCUGUGACGCGUCAUAUGCCAAAAUGGGGUGAAGGUGAAGUCUAUGAGCAAAAUAUAGUUGGUGAUCCAACGAGUUCACAAGAUCAACGUGCAGCUGCGGCUAACUUAACCAAAGGACAGAUAUUGUGGUUAAGAGGAAUAACGAGAUUGCAAACACAGCUUCGUGUGAUAAAAGCCUUUCAAGAUUCAAUUGACCGUCUUCAACCUCAUGAAUUUAUAACACAUGAUAAAUUACGCGCAGCAACCGCUCCUCGAUCAUCCUCGUUCUAUGGUGAUGAUCAUCUGAUAAUAACCACAACCAAACCAAGAUCAAUAACAACAAUGUAA
Molecule: messenger RNA, 3432 nt
Organism: Didymodactylos carnosus
Lineage: Eukaryota; Metazoa; Rotifera; Eurotatoria; Philodinida; Philodinidae
Source: the annotation of a GenBank genome assembly